AGUACCAUGAUAAAACAAACAGAGAAAGCCAUGGAAACAAUUGUAAGAACAGAUACACAUUCUAUCACAAGCACAGAGAACAACCUGCAAAGUACUAGAAACCAGCUUAUGGCGGAGUCAACAACAAGUCUAAACGAGUCAAAAGUACAGGAAAACGAAUUUGAAAAACAGAGAAAAGAAGAAAAUUUAUCAGAUUUAAGUGUUGAAGUAGGUUUGCCAGUCGGAGUUUGCAUGGCUUUGAUAUUUGGAAUUAUACUAAGCAUUUACCUUGCAAGAAGAUAUAAAUGCCUGAAGAGAAAGACUGAUUGCAAUCAAAACAACAGCAGAGAAGCACAACAUCCGAGAAGUAGUAAAUAUUCUUUUGGAACAGCUCAUGCUCAUUUCAACGCUUCAUAUGAAGCAAGUGAAGAAAUAGCAAUUAAGAAAAUAAGCAAUGACGACAAGAAAAAUGUGUCAGAGAAUUCGAACAGAAACAAACAACAUCAUUCAGACUCAAACUCUGAAUAUGCUGUUGUUCAUAAAACCAUAGGUGGAAAAACAUUUAACUCAGACAAAAAUAAGCAAAAUUUGUACUGUUAUAGCUAUGGAUAUAAAGAUAAUUGUGCAAGUUCAAACGAAGUUCAGACGGCUGAAUACAGUUUUGCAAAGGAAACGUGUACAGAUGAGGUUUACGAUGUAGAACGAUGCCACACAGAGUCUGACGAUUACGAUGUCACGGGGAAUAUUCUAAGCUGUACUUCCAACAUAUCUAGCAAUAUCUAUAACCAGUUACAAAGCAAUGAAUAUGAUUCAACAGCCAGUGUAAGCGGAAAUGACUGUAACCAUAUGUAUGACAUUACACAAAAUCAAAGAACAGAAUCUGUCUAUGAUUCUACUAAUGAAGUACAUAAUUCAACGCAGUGUGAUAACGUAUAUAAUCAGUUAUCUCAGGCGACCGCAACAAGUAAUCAAAAUAAUUAGUUCAAGUGAAGAACAGGCUUAAAGGUCCAUUACUAAGGGAAAGUGAGUUGGCAAUUUUUUUCAUAGCCAGUGCAUAGACUUCUGCAAGACACUAAAUAAUGAAGAUUGGCAGGUCAAAAUUUAAAGAAGGUCUUUGGAACUCAAAGAAAUGUAUGUGUAUUAUGUUGAAAUUUCAAUGAAUCGACAGAAUGACCCCCCAGGUCUUUUUAACUUUCUUCAUACUUCAUAGAAAAAUAAUUGUACAUAUACUGCGAUUUAUUUCGAAUUUCUACAUACCAACUUUCAUUUUCCAAUAAAAUGAAAUAGUUUCUGUGCUUUUUAAAAGAAAUUAAAAUGUUCAAUUUCCUUAGUAUUGGACCUUUAACUAAAUGAUCACAAUUGCGCAAAGUUAAGUGCAAAUACACUGUGAUUUGACAGCAGUUUCUUGUCUCAACAAAAUAAUACUAACGAGGGGAAACAUACUGAUUGCAUUUUUGCAUCAAUAACAUUCUAUUGUCACAUUAGGCUAGAUCGUAAUUAUGUCUUGUUAUCUAAUGGCAGUGUUCUUCCAUUUCUAGGUUAUAAUUCUUUCAUAUUCGUGUAAAUAAAUACUGUUGACGAAAUGAGUUAUAAUAAUUAGUCUUUAUAAAGCAUAUUGUAUAACAACGGUUGAACUGACUAUGGAACGUAAAGACAAAAUAAGUCUUACUUACCUUUUGUUAUAAACGUGUUUAAAGAUAAGGACGGAUAGCGUAUAGAACAUGAACAAUAAAAAGUAAUUGCUUUUAGAAAUACAGUAGGUUUCUUGUCAUAAUAAAAAAAGAAACAAUGUGCGAAAAUGAGCAUAUAAACGUUUUAAAUAAAAUAUAUAUGAUUGUGAAAAAAUAAAGCUGUAUUUUAAAUGUAUUUCAUCGAUUUUUUUCUUUAU
Molecule: messenger RNA, 1867 nt
Organism: Mercenaria mercenaria
Lineage: Eukaryota; Metazoa; Mollusca; Bivalvia; Venerida; Veneridae
Exons: 3
Coding region: 7-960 (317 amino acids)
Source: RefSeq, a predicted model, not a curated record